Messenger RNA from Tigriopus californicus, 2165 nucleotides. RefSeq names its product synaptic vesicle 2-related protein-like. Gene Ontology annotation, biological process: transmembrane transport. Gene Ontology annotation, cellular component: membrane. The transcript has 7 exons. The coding region runs from base 366 to 1895 and encodes 509 amino acids. Gene Ontology annotation, molecular function: transmembrane transporter activity. The record is from RefSeq and is a predicted model, not a curated record. NCBI's taxonomy places the organism in Eukaryota, Metazoa, Arthropoda, Copepoda, Harpacticoida, Harpacticidae.
UUAUAACACUACUCAAAGAGCUUGAGAGUCCGUCUACGUAGAACCAAAAUCAGGACGGGCGGACCUCGCAGACGAGUUCCUGUGAAGAGCACAAGUUGAUAUGGUUCUUGACAAUUUAGGGCGAUGCGUUGUCACUUGUCAGCAGCAUUGCUAUUGUUGGUGUUGAGGUAGUGAAGGCCGAGAAAAGGCCUUUUUCUUGAACUCAAUCAGUCCCUAGCACAUCGAAGUUUCUUACAGUGUGUGCGGCUUUUUCACCUGCUUUGCGGUGGUGAUGGUUGGCAUGCGUGUCUAAAAUAGUUCCAGUGAAAAUAGGUGCCAGUGUGACACCACUUUGUGCGUCCAGACAUCAUCGUUUAUCCGUCAUCAUGCCGGCCAAUGUGGAUCUGGAGUUGUACACCGUGGGCCAGGCCAUCGACAACUUUGGCUUCGGCCGCUUCCAGAUGUACCUGAGUCUGAUGGUGGGCUUUGCCAACAUUGCGGAUGCCAUGGAGAUGAUGAUCCUGUCCAUCCUGGCACCCGCACUCCAUUGUCAGUGGCACAUCACGCAAUCACAGCAAGCCUUCUUGACGACUGUGGUGUUCUUAGGCAUGAUGAUAUCUUCACCUUUAUGGGGCAAAUUGGCCGACAGUUUCGGCCGUCGCCCCACCUUGAUUUGGACCUCGUUUUUCCUGUGCUAUUUUGGCCUCCUGACCUCAAUUGCGCCUAGUUUCCAUUGGGUUCUAUUCCUUCGUUUCCUGGUCGGAAUCUUCAUCGGGGGUGUUCCUCAGGCUUGUACCUUGUACGCCGAGUAUCUGCCAUCCAGUGCCCGUGGAAAGGCCAUCAUGGUUCUGUCCUUCUUCUGGGCCUUGGGAGCUUGUCUCCUGGCUUUCUUGGCCUGGCUGGUCAUGCCUACAUUUGGCUGGAGAUACUUGGUGGCCCUCUCCACCAUUCCACUACUCCUCUUUCUCACGUUAUCAAGAUAUUUGCCCGAGAGUCCCAUGUACUUGGCCGUAACUGGAAAGAAACGGGAAGUGCAAGAAAUUCUCGACAACAUCGCGAAAAUGAACGAGAAACGAAGAGUUCAUGGGAAUCUCGUGCUGGACGAAGAGACCACAGCCGGUCAGCGAGGUCAAUUCCUGGACUUGUUCCGCAAAGGUCAAGCCAGAUUGAGCGUGAUGGUAUUUUUCCUGUGGUUUGUGGCAGCUUUCUCCUACUAUGGAGUGGUUCUGCUCUCAACCGAGCUCCUCAAUUCAAGUCAUGACACUUGUGCUGCUAGUGGAGCUUCGACUAUUGACGGGAUUCCGGGAGAAGCACAAUGUUCGGUUCAUAUCUGCAGUGGCUUAAAGAACGAGGACUACGUGGAAUUGAUCAAAACUAGUUUGGCCGAGUUCCCGGGAACCAUUUUGGCCUUGAUCCUCAUUGACAGGAUUGGACGUCGAAGAACCUUGGCCGUGAAUGGCAUUUUAUUCGCCUUGUGUUCUCUUGUCGUCAUUGAAUGCACCCUCAGUAAGAAUCUUCUGGUUGUGGCCCUGUUUGGUGCCCGUGGAUUUGCGGCCGGGUUCUUCCAAUCUGUGUAUGUAUAUACACCAGAAGUAUUCCCAACGAAAUUAAGGGCCGUGGCUCUAGGGUUUGGAAGCGGGUUUGCCCGGAUUGGUGCCAUGAUUACGCCAUUUAUUGCUCAAGUCCUCCUUAAAACUUCCCUGUAUUCGGCUAUGUUACUCUACGCAGGAUUAGGGCUAUUAGCAGCCCUCGUGGCUUGGUUUCUACCCGUGGAAUCAUCAGGUCAAGAUUUAACGCAAGCAGUCAUUCAACCUAAGGCCGAAAACCCUGACAAAGCUCGGGACAAACACGAUCAGUUGGUGGAUCAGAUGGAGACCAAUGAAUUGGAACAAGCCCGUGAUAAUAACAACUCCUAACAUGGUGUCAAUCCGGCUCCAACUUAAUUCCUAUGCUAUGAUGCUAUUAAUUCCAUGAUGAAGCUUUGCUGUUGAACAAAACACAUGUGAUAGGGCUUCGAAGCUGACAAUCUUUAUACUUGAUGGACAUGUUGAACUAUUUAAUCUACAAAUAUCUGUGAUUCCUUCGAUCUGCUAGUAUGCAGUUUGCAACCCAACCAAGUUGUUUCAUUGACUCUAACGAGAUAAACGUAUUCUGUCACAUAAACUCUCUGUGUGAGGCUGCAUGAA